Molecule: messenger RNA, 926 nt
Organism: Arvicola amphibius (Eurasian water vole)
Lineage: Eukaryota; Metazoa; Chordata; Mammalia; Rodentia; Cricetidae
Product: elongator complex protein 5-like
Biological process (GO): tRNA wobble uridine modification
Cellular component (GO): cytosol; nucleus; elongator holoenzyme complex
Molecular function (GO): tRNA binding
Source: RefSeq, a predicted model, not a curated record
AUGUGGCAAGCUUGCAAUGCUGCAGUGGUCUCACCAAGAGAAGAUUCCGUGGAGUGGGAAGGGCGGAGUCUCCUAAAGGCGCUUCUCAAGAAAUCUGCACUUCGUGGGGAGGAGAUCCACGUUCUGGGCUGUGAAGUGAGUGAGGAAGAGUUUCGAGAAGGGUUUGGCUGUGACGUCAACAGCUGGCUGGUUUACCAUGACCUCUUUAAAGACCCUCUUAACUGGUCAAAAACUGGCGAAGCUGUCCCCGAAGGACCCCUAGGAACCUUAAGAGCCUUGUGCAGGACAGGUCCCGGCCCUGUCACCAUUGCUCUUGACUCUCUCAGCUGGCUGUUGCUUCACCUUCCCUGUGUUACACUCUGUCAAACUCUGCAUGCUCUGAGCCAGCCAAGUGUCUCCCCAGGUGCUGACCCCCUAGUAGAGCAGGUACGAGUCCUGGGCCUGCUACAUGAAGAGCUUCAUGAUCCUGGCCUCAUGGGAGCGCUGAGCACCCUUGCUCACACAGAGGUGACUCUGAAUGGUAAAAUGGACCAGACUUCAGCCUCCAUCCUCUGUCGAAGGCCCCAACAACGUGCAACUUACCAGACUUGGUCGUUCUCCAUUCUUCCUGACUUCAGCCUGGAUCUCCAGGAGAGGUUUCCCCUCCAUUCCAAGCUACCCUCCAGUCACACAACUCAGGUGGAUCCCACGACUCAUUUGACCUUUAACCUUCACUUAUCCGAAAAAGAAAGAGAAGCCAGAGACAGCCUCACUCUGCCUUUAUUCAGCUCUGAAAAACAGCAAGCACUGCUGCGUUCUGGCCCAGGCCAGAAAACUAGCCACAUCUUCUAUGAGCCAGAUGCUUUCGAUGAUGUGGACCAAGACGACCCAGAUGAUGACCUAGGCAUUUGACUAGACAGGAGAGGAGGACUGUGGCUUAGAAUCAU